Molecule: messenger RNA, 501 nt
Organism: Parathielavia appendiculata
Lineage: Eukaryota; Fungi; Ascomycota; Sordariomycetes; Sordariales; Chaetomiaceae
Exons: 5
Coding region: 1-501 (166 amino acids)
Source: RefSeq, a predicted model, not a curated record
AUGACUGUUCAAUACACCACUAACACUGAAGAUACGUCGGCCGAUACAAGGAUCCUGAGCGUCGCGCUUGGGCACUAUAGUACUCCUGACAAUUAUAUUAAUGAUGGCAAGCAUGCCGUUAUUGUCCGCUCCGAGGUGGAACGGAUCCAGUUCUGGGUCACCAGCGUUCCGUAUGCGCAGAUUUUGAACAAGUACGCCUACCUCGUCGUCAUAUCGACAGAAAUGAAGGCCAACGCAACUCUUCACCCUACCGUGACCCCCAAGCUCAUGAGCCACUCGAACGUCAAUAAGCUUCUUCUUCGUCGACCACGGAAUCAAUACACCGUUUACCGUCAGUGGAUGUCUGCCAAGAUCCAUGCCAGCAACACCGGUUUGACUGCUGCUUCCCAAAUCGUCGCACGGGCUUGGCGGGCCGAGAAGUCUAAUCUUCCUCUCUCGUGGCGCAACUUGCACCGCGACCCGAUGACAGUCGACGAGAGACUGAUCCAAGCAGGAUACUGA